This is a messenger RNA of Suricata suricatta (meerkat), 3563 nucleotides long. It is a transcript of the gene FGD3, whose product is annotated as FYVE, RhoGEF and PH domain containing 3. Gene Ontology annotation, cellular component: cytoplasm. The record is from RefSeq and is a predicted model, not a curated record. Gene Ontology annotation, molecular function: metal ion binding; guanyl-nucleotide exchange factor activity. The coding region runs from base 533 to 2731 and encodes 732 amino acids. The transcript has 18 exons. Gene Ontology annotation, biological process: filopodium assembly; cytoskeleton organization. Lineage: Eukaryota; Metazoa; Chordata; Mammalia; Carnivora; Herpestidae.
CCCUGGUUCCCCUCCUUGGGGCUGAUGUCCGGGUCCCCACAAAGACCAGCAGCUCCUACAGUCCAGGGGCCUCCAAAGCUGGACGGGACUGUGUGCCCUGACACGUAGAGGCCUGAACCAAGUGGGUCUGCUGAGGCCAAAUCUCAGAUACGGGGCUAAGUGAGCCCUGGGGACAAACAGGGCGUCGCUGCCCUGAGCUUCUCAAGAGGCCAGGGAUGGAGAUGUCCUUGGACCCAGAGCAGUGACAGCGGUGCACCUGCUGGCCCCAGUGCUGGGAGCACUCGCCCAUCCUUCAAACCUGCCCCAGGUGGAUUCUGAUUCCCUCUGACACGUGUGGGAAGUGAGGCACCUCAGGAAAGGGGACCCCCGUUUCUGACGCGCUGGGCAGGAAGGAGACCUUCACCCAGUCCUGCUCAUGCUCGAGGCCUGAACCUCCCCUCCAGACCCGGAAGGAACAGCCAGCAGGGAGCCAGGUGCAGAGCCUGGACCUCAGGAAGCCACUGGCCAGUCCCCACAGAGCUCAGCUUUGAGGAUGGAGUCAGGAGAGGGGUCUUCAACAGCCCUGGCCCGUGGUGCCGCCCUGGAGGAGCCAAAGGCUGGGCCUGAGUGCUCGUCCCCGGAGCUGCCAAGGGCAGGCCCAGGGCAGUUCCAGGCGCUACCCCUUGGGCCCAGAGCCCCUGGCAAGGACCCUGACCCCAGGAGCCCUGGCAACCCGACUGCAGGCCCUGCGGGGGAGCCCGGCGGUGGCACUAAGAUCCCCAACCGCGACAGUGGGAUCGACAGUCCAUCCUGCAGCGUGGCUGGCGAGCACUUUCCCUGUGAGGAGGGCAGCGAGGCCGGCCCGGUCCCCACGGUCCCGGGGCUACACCCAGAGGUGGCCCCAGAAGGCAGGGCCCUGCGGGAGGAGGCGGACAGCGAUGACGUGGGCGAAGGUAGUGGUGAGGAGCCGGACCCUGAGAACAGCCCUCCGAGGGCCCAUGUGGACUCAGCCAAGUGCUCCGAGCCCCAGAAGCUGCUGCACAUCGCCCAGGAGCUGCUGCACACGGAGGAGACCUACGUGAGGCGGCUGCACCUGCUGGACCAGGUCUUCUGCACCCGGCUGGUGGAAGCAGGCAUCCCUCCGGAAGUCACCACAGGCAUCUUCUCCAACAUCUCCUCCAUCUAUCGCUUCCACGGGCAGUUCCUCCUGCCGGAGCUGCAGACGCGGAUCACGGAGGAGUGGGACACGAACCCCCGGCUCGGAGACAUCCUGCAGAAGCUGGCCCCGUUCCUCAAGAUGUACGGCGAGUACGUCAAGAACUUCGACCGCGCCGUGGCGCUCGUGAGCACCUGGACCCAGCGCUCGCCGCUCUUCAAGGAGGUGGUGCAGGCCAUCCAGAAGCAGGAGGUGUGCGGGAACCUGACGCUGCAGCACCACAUGCUGGAGCCCGUGCAGAGGGUCCCCCGGUACGAGCUGCUGCUCAAGGACUAUCUGAAGAGGCUCCCCAGAGACGCCCCUGACCGGAAGGAUGCAGAGAGGUCCUUAGAGCUCAUCUCCACGGCCGCCAACCACUCUAAUGCCGCCAUCCGGAAACUGGAGAAAAUGCACAAGCUCUUGGAGGUGUAUGAGCGACUCGGUGGCGAGGAGGACAUCGUCAACCCCGCCAACGAGCUCAUCAAGGAGGGCCACAUCCUGAAGCUGUCAGCCAAGAACGGCACCACCCAGGACCGCCAACUCUUCCUGUUCAACAGCAUGGUUCUUUACUGUGUGCCCAAGCUGCGGCUCAUGGGCCAGAAGUUCAGUGUCCGGGAGAAGAUGGACAUUUCGGACCUCCAGGUGCAGGAUAUCAUCAAGCCAAAUGCACCCCACACAUUCGUCAUCACGGGAAGGAAGCGCUCCCUGGAGCUGCAGACUCGGACGGAGGAAGAGAAAAAAGAAUGGAUUCAGGUCAUUGAGGCCACCAUCGAGAGGCACAGGCAGAACAGCCAGACCUUCAAGGCCUUUGGGGGCUCCUUCGGCCAGGAUGAGGACCCCUGCCUCGCUCCAGAGUCCCCUGUGGUGAGCGCCAGCGCUGAGGACCCUGCGGUGGCAGCCGGCAAUGGAGGGGUUGCCACAGGGCCCGAGCCCAGGAGAGGGUCCUCCAAGACCCGGCGCGACAAGGAGAAGCAGGGCUGCAGGAGCUGCGGCGAGACCUUCAACUCCAUCACCAAGAGGAGGCACCGGUGCAAGCUCUGCGGGGCGGUCAUCUGUGGGAAGUGCUCGGAGUUCAAGGCUGAGAACGGCAGGCAGAGCCGCGUUUGCCGAGAGUGUUUCCUGACCCAGCAGGGAGCGCCUGAGACCCCCAGUGCUGAGGUGGCGCCCGAGGACCCCAAGCACAGCACAGAGAAGCCAGCGGCUGUGGACGCCCAGCCCAGCCUGCUCUGUGGUCACCUGCGGGUGUCGGACAGCGGUGCCACUUGGAGUGAGGUAUGGGCCACCAUCCCUGCGUCGGAGCCCCUGGAGCUGGCGCUGCACCUGCAGGGAGGCAGCCAGGCGGGCCGGCCGCCGCGCACCAUCCCCCUCUCUGGCUGCACGGUGAGCGUGCCGGACCCCGCGGAGACGCCGGCCCCCGGGCACGUGUGGCGGCUACAGCAGGCCCAGCAGGCCGUGUACCUGAGCGCCGCGUCGGCGGAGCUGCAGCAGCAGUGGCUGGAGGCCCUGAGCGCCGCUGCCCGCGGAGACCCGACUCGGGCCUUCCCAGGGGCCCCGUGAGCUGAGCCUCGGCCAGGCGUCCCCGCCUGCAGCCACCACAGCGGGCCCGUUGGAGGCCCCGUGCAGGUGUGAAAGGCACCCGGGCUGCUGGGGGUGGACAGGCCACAGCCGCUGACCCCGAGGGACCUCUUGGAAGUGGAGGAGACAGGCCCGGAGCGGGCAGCCGCCCGUCCACACGUCUCUGCAGAGAGCCUGCUUCUGCCCUCAGCCCCGACUGUGUGGCCUGGAGCGGGGUGCUGGCGGACCGCCUGGUGCGGGGCGCCAGCUCCAGAAGGCAGAAGGAGCGACCUGGGGGUGCCCGGGGCCUGGUGGGGGUCUGCAGUCCUGCCUUCCCUCCCUGCUACCCCGUCCACACCGUCUGUACCCAUGAGCUGAACUGUGACUGCUGGUGGACUCCACGCCCUCCUCCGCCCUCUCCGGCCCCUCGGCCCACCUCCCCAGCGGACAGGUUGGUGGCCGGCCUGGGCCAUCCCUGUGGGACCUCCGUGAGAAAGCCGGCAGAGGCCGGAGUUGUGUGUCCGCCCCGCGGCUGGCGGCAGGCCGCAGGCCCUGCUUGUCUGCGGAAAUAAAUGCUGGCAGCCAGCAGGUGGGCACAGCCUCAGGGCAGGGUGCCAGGUGGGGACCGAGGGUGGCAGCACAGCUGGGCUGUGGGGGGGUGCGGGGCCCACCCCUGUGGGGCAGUGAAGGUACCUGAGGCCCAGCUGGCCCCUACCCCUGGUCCUGCCCUUCUCCCCACCCCCACGACCUCUGCUCUGUAUGGUGACUGAGCACCCACUGUGUCUGCAGGGCCUACUGGGCCCUUCUCUCCAAGAUGUGCCCACUUGACAGCUAA